GAGGCGGCGGCGGCGGCGGGACGGCCGGAGCGGGUCUCCGGCGGCCUCUUCGGGGCGCGGCGCGGAGCGCAGCCAUGAGCGAGGCCAGCGCCAGUGCGCUCCCGCCCAGCAGGCCCAGGAGGCAGCCCUUCGCCCAUCCAGAGAGCCUCUCUUUGGACUCCAGUUUCUUUUCUUCUCCACCUGUGAAUUUCCUCCAAGAAUUGCCAAGCUACCGGUCCAUUGCACGCAAGAGGACGAACAUCCCUUCCCGUGACAAGCAGAGUGGCACUUUGCUGAAGCCGACAGACUCUUACAGCUCCCAGCUGGAGGAAGAAAUCGCUGAAAACCUCAACAGCCAAUCCAUUCGAAAGUAUGCACUGAACAUCUCUGAGAAGCGGAGACUAAGGGACAUUCAGGAGACCCAAAUGAAGUAUUUAUCUGAGUGGGACCAGUGGAAACGGUAUAGCAGCAAGUCUUGGAAGAGGUUCCUAGAGAAAGCUCGUGAGAUGACGACCCACCUGGAGCUGUGGCGGGAGGACAUUCGCAGCAUAGGAGGGAAAUUUGGCACUGGGAUUCAGUCCUAUUUCUCUUUCUUGCGAUUUCUGGUGUUGCUGAAUUUGGUGAUAUUUCUGAUCAUCUUUAUGUUGGUUUUGCUCCCAAUAUUGCUCACGGAAUACAAGAUCACCAACAGCAGCUUCGUGCUCAUUCCAGCCAAAGACAUGGAUAUUCAAUGCACAGUAUAUCCAAUAAGUAGUUCUGGACUCAUCUAUUUUUACAGUUAUAUCAUAGACCUGCUCUCUGGCACUGGUUUCUUGGAAGAGACCUGCCUCUUUUAUGGACAUUACACCAUUGACGGGGUGAAGUUUCAGAAUUUCACCUAUGAUUUGCCUCUGGCCUAUUUGUUAAGCACAAUUGCCUACCUGGCCCUGAGCCUUCUUUGGAUAGUGAAAAGGUCGGUGGAAGGGUUCAAAAUCAACCUGAUCCGGAGUGAGGAGCACUUCCAGAGUUACUGCAACAAGAUCUUUGCUGGCUGGGACUUCUGCAUCACCAACCAGAGCAUGGCGGACCUCAAGCACAGCAGCCUGCGGUACGAGCUCCGAGCAGAUCUGGAGGAAGAAAGAAUACGGCAGAAAAUAGCAGAAAGGACCUCUGAAGAAACGAUACGGAUUUACUCUCUGAGACUGUUCUUGAACUGUAUUGUUCUGGCUGUUUUAGCGGCAUGCUUUUAUGCAAUCUAUAGAGCAACUAUAUUCUCACAAGAACACAUGAAAAAAGAAAUUGACAAGAUGAUUUUUGGAGAGAACCUCUUGAUACUGUACCUGCCUUCUAUUGUGAUCACUCUGGCCAAUUUUAUCACCCCAGUGAUCUUCGCCAGGAUCAUCCACUAUGAGGAUUACUCCCCAGGCUUUGAGAUCAGGCUGACAAUCCUUAGGUGUGUCUUCAUGCGGCUGGCGACCAUCUGUGUGCUGGUGUUCACCCUGGGCUCCAAGAUUACAUCCUGUGACAACUACUCGUGUGAGCUCUGUGGCUACAACCAGAAACUCUACCCGUGCUGGGAGACCCAAGUUGGGCAGGAAAUGUACAAGCUGAUGAUCUUCGACUUCAUCAUCAUCUUGGCUGUGACACUUUUUGUGGAUUUUCCCAGAAAGCUCCUGGUGACGUACUGUUCCUCUUGGAAGCUGAUGCAGUGCUGGGGGCAGCAGGAAUUUGCCAUUCCUGAUAAUGUUCUGGGAAUCGUGUAUGGGCAAACCAUUUGCUGGAUCGGAGCCUUUUUCUCACCCCUUCUCCCUGCCAUUGCAACCGUGAAAUUCAUCAUCAUCUUCUACGUGAAAGAGAUGAGCCUUCUUCAUACCUGCAGACCCUCCCCAAGGCAGUUCAGAGCAUCCAAUUCUAAUUUCUUCUUCCUGCUGGUAUUGUUGAUUGGCCUGUGCUUGGCAGUAAUACCGCUGACCAUCAGCAUGGCACACAUCCCAUCCUCGAAAGCCUGUGGGCCGUUCACCAACUCCAACACCACCUGGGAGGUGGUUCCCAAGACGGUGAGCACCUUCCCCAGCUCGCUGCAGUCCCUGGUCCACGGCAUCACGUCGGAAGCCUUUGCAGUGCCUUUCUUCAUGAUCAUCUGCCUCGUUAUGUUUUACUUCAUUGCCCUGGCCGGAGCGCAUAAGCGGGUGGUCGUCCAGCUCCGAGAGCAGCUGUCCCUGGAAAGUCGUGACAAGCGUUACCUAAUCCAGAAACUAACAGAAGCCCAGAGGGAUAUGAGGAACUGACUAGACUGAUGAGAAGAUGCUGCUUCGAGUUCAUAAGCUGGCUUGGUGACCUGCUGAGCCUGCAGAGUGCCUCUGGCUUUUCAGCGGAUUUUUAAGGAGUAUUUUCCUGGAGUCCAGGCCUUUCCUGAAGGUGGCUUCAUGUGUGCAGCUGUGGGGGCCAUGUUUACAUGACCCGGCUCCUAUGGAGGGCUUCAGUGACUUAGAAAAGCAGGUUCCAUACCAAGUCUUGCCUGUUGACCAGCCACUCGGUGACUACCAAAAACUGAUGUAUGACGCCUUUAAGCUUUUACACCAAAAAUGGGGGAGGAGAGACCUUAUAUAUUUUUAAGGGCUUCUUUGUUUUGUCUUUUAAAGAUAACUGUAGGGGUCAUCUGUUCAGGAGGCUGGGGUCAUUCUUUUAAACCAGGUUCUAGGGUUUACACUGAGAAGUGUUCCUUAAGAAGUAGUGACCCUUUUGGACAGUUCUGUGGACUUAAAAUGAAACCUGAUUUUUAUUUUAUUUUUUUUUAAUGAAGAGAAAGCCUUGAAUCAUGAUCUGGGAACAAGUGGUGGGAACACGGGGAGGACAGCUAUGUAAUUUCAGCCACACGGGGUAGUCAUGUGAGAAAAGCCGGUCCUGCUGUGUGAGUCACAGCCUCUGGAUGUACGGAGGGAGCCGUCGGAGGGGAUUGCUGCAGGUGGCCGUGAUUUCUUAGCUGCGGCCUUAUUACUCAGGGGGCAGUGCCUUUACGGGGCUGGAUACCCACAAGCCCUCGGUUCCCUUCCAGUCCUGAGUUUGGAGACUUGGGAGAGGACCCCGUGCCAUCAAAAUGAAGAGGGACACAAAGUUGGCCUCUCAGUCUUCCAAAUGCCACUUCCCUUCCUGCACUGAGGCCUCUCUUUCUGAAGGACACUGUCCAUUUCAGAGCCAGGCUGGAAAGACUGUUGAGUAUUUAUUUGAGUUGUGGGUUUAUGGGCAUAAGUGUUUUGGGGGGCUAUGGGUUGUAGCUCUGCCUGUCAAUCAGACCAGGCUGUGCCAGUGUAGCAAGUCAGACAAUAUUGUGUUCUUAAAUACACAUAUCCAAAUCGUUCAGGGCUACUGUUGGUUUUCUUGUGCUUAGAAUUUUAAACACAAGUGCCUUUAUGUUACAACACAUGCAGAGUACCUCUUAAGGUAAUUUCAAUUACAGUUAAAACUGUAUGCCAUCAAUACCUCAGUGUAAGCUUUCCGAAAUGGAUAGGUCUGAAUUUUUUAGCGUAAGCCUAAGUUAUUGUUUAAUGUGACAACGAUUUCAUUUUUACAUCUUCAGAUCAUUUGUUUUGUAACGUACUGUUUGCGGCAGCCUGCCUUUCACUGACUGAACCUUUCCUGGGGGUAGCUGGAAUUUCACCUUGGAUGCAAGUUUCAGAACGCUGCUGCUGUUAAGAAUAUUUCCCACCCCCUCCAGCCCUUAUUAGAAAAAGAUGACUGCUCUGAGAAGCCAGCCAGCUGACCAUAGCCUGCCCAUUGCUGUAGACUUGUCCCUCUGUCCCAGGUCAGUUACUUUCCUUCCACAAAGUGAGCAUGGACAUGGGAUAUUUUUGUACCUGUGACCAGUGAGCCUUUCAAGCUUUUUCUCUCUGGUUAAGGUUUAUGAUUUUCUAGGUCUAUAAACUAGUAUCAUGGAAUUUUAAGUAAACAAAAGUUCAUGCAACCCUCACUUUUAAGAAAUUCCAAUUUGGGGCAUUUCUACCUAGUGUAUUUAUAUAUAUAUAAUGUUCUCGCCUUUACCAUACUUCUGAGGAUAGCCAAGUUUUCUGUGUGUGUGUGUGUGUGUGUGUGUGUGUGUGUGUGAGAGAGAGAGAGAGAGAGAGAGAGAGGAGAGAUGGAAGCUCUGUUUUCUUUCCCUAUUAUAAAAAUGAUACUGAAAUAUGCUAAUAUAUUUGUUUUAAAUGCUAAUUACAUACCUCUUGAAUGUUUUGAUAUAUGUAUUUUGAUAACUUUAAUAACUUUAAGUGAUGUCUGUGUAAUUGUUCAAGUGCAGCUGUCACUAACAAAUGUGCGCGAAAACUACUGAUUAAACAAUCCUGAAGGUUUUUCAA
Eptesicus fuscus (big brown bat) is the source of this 4307-nucleotide messenger RNA. It is a transcript of the gene TMC7, whose product is annotated as transmembrane channel like 7. The transcript is spliced from 16 exons. NCBI's taxonomy places the organism in Eukaryota, Metazoa, Chordata, Mammalia, Chiroptera, Vespertilionidae. Gene Ontology annotation, molecular function: mechanosensitive monoatomic ion channel activity. Gene Ontology annotation, cellular component: plasma membrane. Bases 75 to 2246 code for a protein of 723 amino acids. The record is from RefSeq and is a predicted model, not a curated record.